CUCGAAUCAUAACAAAUCCUACUUGCUGUAAUCACAUAGCAAAUCACACCACACAUUCACAGCCAUGGACAAGAUCAAGGAGAAGCUUCACAUUGGCAGCAGCCGCCGCAAGUCGCAGCCCGAGAACGACACCAUCGGACACUCGUCCUCAGGCCAUGGCGUCGGCACCAUUGAAGACAACCGCGACUCAAUCGACUCGGAGCUCGCCUCGAUGCCGCCCCACGAGCGCGUCGCGUACCUCCAGGAAUUCGAGCACAGCGACAAGCACGACGAGCCCAAGAAGGGCGGCCUGAUCGAGAAGCUGAUUGCCCGCGGCAACAAGCGGACCGAGGAGCAGUUGGCGCUCGAGGCCAAGGAGCGCGAGCAGGCGCAGGCGCAGAGGCAGGCGCAGAGUGCGGGUGUGGGUGCGAGCACGUCGGGGGCAGAUGGGGUUAUUCGUUAAGGGUUGAGGAUGUGGAGUGACAGAGUUCAAUGGCAUGUGCUCUUUGGAAGAAGACUGUACUUUACGAUUUCGACGGUGGAUUGGACUGGACUGCCAAAUGUGUACAUGAUCGGUAUGAUCCGAAGAAUGAUAUUCCUACAAGCUGGCUG
Parastagonospora nodorum SN15 is the source of this 591-nucleotide messenger RNA. RefSeq lists its product as hypothetical. The coding region runs from base 65 to 442 and encodes 125 amino acids. The record is from RefSeq and is a predicted model, not a curated record. NCBI's taxonomy places the organism in Eukaryota, Fungi, Ascomycota, Dothideomycetes, Pleosporales, Phaeosphaeriaceae. The transcript is spliced from 2 exons.